Molecule: messenger RNA, 2360 nt
Organism: Meira miltonrushii
Lineage: Eukaryota; Fungi; Basidiomycota; Exobasidiomycetes; Exobasidiales; Brachybasidiaceae
Exons: 1
Coding region: 82-2232 (716 amino acids)
Cellular component (GO): cytoplasmic stress granule; nucleus; cytosol
Molecular function (GO): poly(U) RNA binding; poly(A) binding; mRNA 3'-UTR binding
Source: RefSeq, a predicted model, not a curated record
UUGGACAAAGAAGAAGGUUAUGCAUAUAGUGGCAAUCCUUCCUUUCUCUCUUUCUUUGUUCAUCAUUGACAUCACACAAACAUGGCCUCUGAAUCAAUCUUUGCUCCUCAAGCUGAACAGCCAGGUAGCAGUACAGGACCAUUAGAUCAGAUCGACGAUGUUCCAGCAAAUCCAUACCUAACUACGCCUUCUUUAUACAUACACGACCUUGAUGCAAAUAUCAGUGAUAAAGAAUUAGCAAGUGCUAUCUUUGCAGCAUGUUUGCCAGUUCGUUUGCAUAUCGAUCGAAAUGUCGAAGGCGAAGGUCAACGUCUAAAAGGAAGUGUUGAAUUCCAAACAUUGGAAAAAGCGGAAAGGGCUUUCGCUACCGUUCAAUCUCCACAGCUUUCCAUCAAUGAAGAUCCUUCUCAAGACCAAAAGCCAAGCGCAAAACCUCGAUUGAUCAAACAAUUACCUCAUGGAACGGAAGACUCAGAUGUUUUCGAUCUAUUUCGUCCUUUUGGUCCACUACAUAGCGCAACCCGCAUCGUCACAAACCCAGCAGGUCAUCACACAGGUUUCCGCGGAAUGGCUGUUGUCGUAUAUUAUGACGAAGAAGAUGCACAAAGGGCGCAAACUGAGAUGCAUUGUGCAGAAGUAGAUGGUAAGUCGAUCAGUGUCACAAUUGAUAAUGUGGCCAAGAGACCAAGUGCUCCACAAGGUACAAAUUUCAGCGCAUCUGCAGCACCAUUUGUUCCUGGCGGAGGAUCUUUCAGUUCGAUGAGCGCAGCUGCACCCUCUUUUCAACCGCCAAGAGGCUCUCCUUUGGGAUCACCUUUGGGAUCAUCUACGUUCAAUGUGCCCGGAACAAAUCUUCAAUAUUCUGGCUCUACAGGAUCAACUGUGGUUGACCCUUGCAAUCUCUUCUGCAAGAAUUUGGAUCCAGCAAUCGACUCCAAUGAACUCUUUUCACUUUUCAAGACAUUCGGAAAGAUCGUCUCAGCACGUGUGAUGCGAGAUGAAAAGGGCGUCAGUCGUGAAUUCGGAUUCGUCAGCUAUCGUCGUGCAGAAGAUGCAACCCGUGCUUUGAAUGCGAUGAACGGCACACAACAUGGAUCUAAAUCAAUGAUUGUUCGAUUACAUGAACCUAAAAGUUUCAGACAAGAGAAGCUUUCUCACAAAUUUGGAACUUCUUAUGUUCCUGAUUCACCCAAUGAUGUCGGAUCUGGUGGUGCACCAUCUGAUAUUAACGACAGCCCAUCAGGAAUUGGCGCAGACGGUGCUGAAGUGAAACAAAGACCGAUGAGCAAUAGCUAUUUCCGAGCAGCUGCUAGUGGAGAAGGUGAUGGUCUAGAUUUAGAACAGCUAAGAAGCGUUAAUGCUACUUUGCGAGGUGAUAUUCUUCGAGGAGGCUUUAGUCGCAAAGUCAAGGAGAUCGAUGACAUCUCACCCGACCAAGCUGAUGCUCUGAUUGCAGAGCUUAGCAAAUUGAAGCUGGUCGAUGCUGUUGGAGCUUUGAACGAUCGACAACAACUACAACAACGCAUUGCCGAGAUUCGCUCUUCACAAGGAGCAGCACCUGGCGGGUUGACAAUACCUACGACGAGCGACUCUGCAUCUAUCACUUCUUCACAUCUGCCCGCCGGAGCAAGUGAGAGAGAGCGACUUUUGGAGAAAGUCAAAGACCUCAUGCCUGCAGGAUCACCGGUUGAAGAUAUCACAGAUCUUUUGACAGGUCUACCGAAGAAAGAGAGAGCAAUGGCACUAUUUAACCAAGAUUAUCUACGUAACAAAGUGGAAGAAGCAAAGAGUAUCUUGGAGCUUGGCGAUGACGAUGAUGGCGAGCCUACCACGUCGCCGAUUGUCAAAACUGGAGAUGCUGCAAACGGAAACGGCAGUGCAACUUCAACAAAGACAUAUACCUUAUCCGAUCUUGCCAAAAUGCCUGCUGCCGAUAUUGUACGCCUUGCUGGAAAUCCGCAAUCAUCUGGUCUGCCCUUGCCUAAAGCUGAUCCUGCGAUCAUGAAAGAAACGGAUACGUUCAUUGACGGAUUAAAAAAUCUUUCCGAACAAGAUCAAAAGCAGAAAUUGGGAGAUCAGUUGUUCAAAAAGAUUCGUACUUUUGGAUUCAAAGGAGCGCCAAAGAUCACUAUCCAUCUUCUGGAUUCGGAAGAUUUACGAUCGCUUGCUCAUUUGAUGAAUUCAUACCCGGAAUGUUUGCGUGAAAAAGUUGCUUUGCAAGCUAGUAAAUAAAGAAUUGCUCAAUUUUAACAGAUACACACACAAUCAAAUCAAAAAUACCAUCAUCUGCUUCGAUUUAAUACUUUUGUCAAUCAUUUUUUGUUGAUUUCAUACUAAUACAUUCGUUUGACCGAGAUUGA